Notodromas monacha is the source of this 3244-nucleotide messenger RNA. NCBI's taxonomy places the organism in Eukaryota, Metazoa, Arthropoda, Ostracoda, Podocopida, Cyprididae. The record is from the annotation of a GenBank genome assembly.
UCAUUUUUCGAAUCUCAGUUUUCGUCAGGAAAUUCGUGUUUCGGAAAUUGAAGCGGUGUUUUUAUCCUUCAGUGCCCCGUCGUCGUCCCCGAUGUGUUUACGUUUAAUGCGCCGUGUGAGCCAUGGAUAACGUAUUCAGCAAACUCAGGUCCACCCUCAUCAGCACCGUCGGCAACACUGCACAAGUCGUGUCUCAAGUCCAAGCCGCCCUUCCCGGAAACAACGUGACCAAGGAAUACGAGGUUGUCAAACACAUUGCCAGUGCGGGUCCCGGGUUCCUCUGGAAGGUUUAUUCUGGGCACAAGAAGUCGACGAAGCAGGAAGCCGCUGUUUUCAUUUUCGAGAAGAAGUUGUUGGAGCGGUAUCCGAAGAACGCGCGGGAACAGGUUUUGGAGAAUUUGCGACGCGGCGUUAAUCAAGUCACGAGGCUCAGGCACCCAAACGUACUCGUCGUUCAACAUCCCUUGGAUGAAUCCAGAGAUGCCCUCGCAUUCGCGACAGAACCAGUCUUUGCGAGCCUGGGGAAUAUCCUUGGGUAUCGAGAAAAUUGCCCAGAUGCAGAUUCCUUGGGGAAAUUGGACGGUUUCAAACUCGACGAGCUAGAAAUAAAAUACGGACUCGUCCAGUUGUGCGAUGGCCUCAAUUUCUUACACCGGGAUGUGAAACUAGUACAUAGGAACAUUGCUGUGGAAUCCAUCGUUGUAAAUGCAUCUGGUGCCUGGAAGUUGUUUGGGUUUGACUUCUGCGUGCAAAACGAGAGCCCAGAAGGCUCUGAACCGUUCUGGAAACUUGUGGAGUACAAUUCGUAUCUUCCACCCCAUGCCCAACCGCACAUGGACUUUCUAGCGCCCGAAUACGCGACAAAUGCUCGGAUAGGUCCCUGGUGUGACAUGUACUCAGUCGGUGUUUUGAUGUAUGCUUUGUUCUCCGGUGGGAAACCGUUGUUUAGGAACGGUGACAAUUACGAGAUCUUCCGCACAAAUGCCGGAGAGCUGGAGCAUUUGACAAUGAAUAAUUUGUCGUGCAUCCCGAUCGGGUUGAGGGAAACAGCGAAGAUGCUUUUGAGCCACAAUCCGGAUAUCCGACCGGAAGCAGGGCAAGUAGGAGAAACACCAUAUUUUCAGGACAUUGGUGUCAAAACUCUUAGCUAUCUCGACGCCAUGUAUCAGUGGGACAAUGUGCAAAAGACCCAAUUCUACAAGGGUCUGGCUCAGGUUUUGCCAGGACUACCGUUUAGAGUCAAUCUCCUCAGAGUUGUGCCUUGUUUGGCGAAAGAGUUCGUGAAUCCGCCGAUGAUACCGUUUGUUCUUGGACCUGUGUUGGUUGUUGCGGAAGAAGCAUCAGCAGAGGAAUUUAGGGAAUACAUUUUACCGGGUCUCAAACCUGUGCUACGAAUAGCCGAUCCUGUGCAGAUCACUCUGAUAUUCUUGCAAAGAAUGGAGCUGCUUUUGAGUAAAACGCCAGCUGGGGAUGUACGCGAAUAUCUUCUGCCUGUUAUUUACCGUGCGAUUGAAAAUCCGGAUCCGGAAAUUCAGGCCCUUGGGCUGUCAAUCGUUCCGAAAGCCGCCCCGUUAGUCGAUUACCCUGCACUGAAAAAUGCCAUGUUGCCGAAAAUCAAAACAUUAUGCUUAGAAACAAAACUUCUGAAAACAAGAGUUCAGUGCUUACUGACCAUUGGGCAAAUUUUGGAAAACUUGGAUCGAUGGCUGGUGAUGGACGAGAUCUUGCCUUUCUUGCCGAAAAUUCCUUCCAGGGAACCUGCAGUGUUGAUGGGCGUACUCGGAAUUUAUAAACUUACCAUGGAUGGGAACAAAUUGGGAAUUUCCAAGGACGUGUUGGCUACCCAAGUGCUCCCAUUCCUUUUUCCCAUGUGUAUUGAGAGUGGACUGAGUUUGGUGCAGUUCAACAAUGUGAUGAGCGUCAUUAGGGACAUGAUUGAUCGUGUGGAAGCCGACCAACGACCGAAAGUUGAGCAGCUAGAUCAGAUGCGCAAGGAGCAAAAAUCCGCGUUUCAGUCGACUCUUGAAGCAGGCGCUGUAUCACAAGCGAAACUUCAGUGGCCUGGUGCCGGUGAUUCAGGAAGUUCGUCAAGUUAUUUCAAUGGAAUCGGUGGCGGUCAAAAAGCGUUGCCUCCGGUUGCCGACGAUAUGAAAGCGAUCGAAUGGCAUGGUGCCCCUAGUGAAAGCAGCAAUUCGAAGCCAAAGCCUAGUUUGAAGCAUUUGUCGUUGGAAGAGAAGCAAAGAUUGGCGAAAUCACUGGAUUCGGGUUCAAAAGCGCAAACCGUUCAACCAAUUGUGACACCACCAGCUGCAACCAGAAUACCGCAGUCUUCAACGUUCCCAUCUAUAGCUUCGCAUCAAAAUGCAUCCUCCAACAAUUGGCCGGGCACUUCCGUCACUUCGCCAAUUGCUCAUCGAGACUUGACAUCUAGUUUGAUUAAUUCCAACAUGAACGCAUUCGGCAAACCUUCACUCAACCAAGUUCAGCCCCAAGUGCAAAGCCCGACAGGUUUCCUCUCUCCGUUUGGGCAACAGUGUUUGCCGCCUCCACCGGCGCCAUCCCAAAACACGCGCGCGUUUGAAGAUUUGUUACCGAGGCCCGGUGGCCCGAAAGUGUCCAUGAACGAUAUGAUGGCCCGGGCGGCGGGCCCGGUUCCACUGGCGCCGACUGUCGUGCAUUCGGCGCCCAUGAGACCCGCGGUGAAUGCUUUGAGUUCGAAGGAUAUCGACGAGCUGCUCCGAUGAGGCUUAGGGAAAGGGUGGUGUUUCUGCGGGGUUGAGCUAGGAAAAAAUUAGCUCGCCUAUGGAAGUAAUAUGACUGAACUUGCAGAUUUGUUUGCUUCUUGAGGGUAUAAAGACGAUCAACGUCCCCUUUCGUGUUGUCAUAUUAUUGCCAGAGGUUCGCUAUUUUUCUUAGACACCGUGCUGUUCGCCGUUGAACGAUUUUUUUGGAGAGUUAUCAGCUAAUAGUCAUGUGAUGGGACUUUUUUUUUCAAUCGCGACAUUGUCAUUCCGAUUCUUUUUGUUUAAGGUCAGGAAUUGAAGUUGUGUUUCGCGGGGACCUUGAAGAAACUGUGUGCCCUCUUUCAGCUGAUAAGUUUAUGAAUGAUUUUACAUUUCGUUUUUAAGAGGUUUUUGGUGAUUUGAAUCCACAAUCCUUUUUGUGAUCGAGACGUGGUUUUUCGAAUUCGGACCGAAGAGAAACUGUAAUGAGAUUCACUCGAUUUACGUGCACCGGAAGAACA